UUAGGCGGCCAGGGCAGGCACCGGGGAUGCUCCGCGCUGCCCCGCCCGCACACGCGUGCGCCGCGGCCGGCGAAGCGGCGGGCGGGCGGGCGGUGGCCUCCGCGAGGCGAGGCGGGGCGGGGCAGGCGGGCGGGGGCGCGCCGGCCGCAGGGUUCUCGGGCCCGCCCCCAGCGUGCACAGCUCCAGGACCUCCGGGCCCUGGGGCCCUUCUUCCCGCGUCGCGGCGUCGCCACCUUCCUGGGCCGCUUCGCCCCUCUCCUCCUCCUUUCGAGUUUCUGCCCGACCCGGCAAGGAGCGGGUCCCCGGUGUCUGCCGCCGGCCCCCACCCCGGCUCUGAGCUGGAGAAGGUUGGAGUUGAACGCUGGGGCCGACCGCGCGGCGAAGUUAGAAGAGCAAGAGGGGAUUGGUGGAGAACUAAGGAAUUGUGUUUGCGGGCACACGCUGAGAGAAGGAGGCCUUUAAAUUGAAUGCACCAAGAAGGAAGCUUUCCAAAGCCCGAAUUAAUUAUCUUCAGCAGCAUCUAGACAAUUGCUGUUUUGUGAGGAGUUUGCCAGUCAGACCCUUCGGCACAUCCAUUAGGGACCUUCAAAGCACGCCAAGUACUCAGCCUCUCAGCUGCAGAAAUCCCUUCACCCCUAAACUAAGCACAGCUAUUAGAGAAAGGCUUUGCGGAUUCAGGUGGGAGGCCUCAGCCAACCCGCUGGCUUCUGCAGCAUCGCCUAACAGCUGAAGCAUUGCCUACAGAAGCCCAGCACAAACAUUGAGCAUUCCAAGGGUGGAAUACUAGAAUAUGCAGCAACUAAUAAAUGUUCAUGGUUUCUUGUCCUAAAAGGAUCCAGGUAUAUCCAAGCAUAGCUGUGUUGAUUAAUCAUUUUUCCAGAAUUAUAUUAGCAAAACUAUCAAUCAGGCCGGAGUGCCUAUUAACUCCUCCCAGGUUCGAGGAUGCACAUUCUAUUCACAUAAAGAAGACGGUGCCCCAGGAGAAGUGCUUGAACUCUGGUUUUUCUAACACUUGGAUCAGUUAUCACCACUUUAGUAUACCUGAACAUUCAACCAGCACAAAUUUCUAGUUCAUCUUUUAAGUAUAUGUAUGUACAUGUAGCAUGCUUUAAUUUGUCAUCCAUUUUAAGAGGCACCAGUAUUUUAUGUAAAGCUAAGAAAGAAAAUGAUGCUGUCAAUUAAACUAGAAUAAGCCAUUGACUAUAAGUUGUGUGUUGAUCAGAGAUAAGUUGUAAAAAAUUGUGUAUCAGAAUUACGUGUGGGUGUGUUUGUAGGCACAAAGAGAAAGAUGUAGUUCAAAAAAAAACCCUCAUGUAAAUAGUUUGGAGCAGUUAUUUAAUAUUUUUAUUAUUUCUAAGAUUAAGGAA
Messenger RNA from Equus caballus (horse), 1367 nucleotides. Lineage: Eukaryota; Metazoa; Chordata; Mammalia; Perissodactyla; Equidae. The record is from RefSeq and is a predicted model, not a curated record.